This is a messenger RNA of Maudiozyma barnettii, 1371 nucleotides long. RefSeq names its product protein-lysine N-methyltransferase (gene RKM2). Gene Ontology annotation, molecular function: protein-lysine N-methyltransferase activity; protein binding. The record is from RefSeq and is a predicted model, not a curated record. Lineage: Eukaryota; Fungi; Ascomycota; Saccharomycetes; Saccharomycetales; Saccharomycetaceae. Gene Ontology annotation, biological process: peptidyl-lysine monomethylation; peptidyl-lysine trimethylation. The coding region runs from base 1 to 1371 and encodes 456 amino acids. The transcript has a single exon.
AUGCAUGAGGAAAUCGAUGAACUAGUUUCGUGGUUACAACAAUCAAAGGAUUUUUAUCUUAAUGAAAAAGUAGCCGUUAGGAAUAUAGAGAAGGCAGGUAAAGGUAUUGUUUUAUUAGAUGGGAAAAUUAGAAGAAAUGAAAUCGUGAUAUCAGUACCCAGUACCCACCAGAUAAAUUUUAAUUCUGUAUUAUACCACAUAUCAAUGUUCAACAGGAAUAUAGACGUUCCUUCUGUAAUUUAUAGCGAUGAUGAACAAAAUGAAACAUUAUAUACAGAUGAUGAUCCUCGAGUAAAAGCAUAUGAUAUUUUCACAACUGAAUCUUUAUUAGAAUUGAGCUCAUUCCAGUUAUUAUCUUUAUAUAUUAUAGCAGAAUGGAAACUUUUACCAAAAUGGAGCAAUGAUACCAUCGAUUCGUAUUGGACACCAUUUUUUAAUGUGUGGCCAAAAAUAAACGAUCUAAAAUCUAUACCUGCAAUAUGGCAAAAUUCAAACCUCUCGAAAUAUAAAACACUUUUGUCAUACUUGACUAGUGAUUCGGAAAAUCAUUGUAAGAGGCUUACCAGCCUUAUAUCCCAUGAUUGGAUAAUUAUGAAACCAAUUAUUGAACAAUGGUUAAGAUUAUUUGAUAUACAAUAUAAUAUAGAUGAAAUUUAUGAAGAUUAUUUACAUAUCUAUUUUAUCAUCAACUCUCGUUGCCUUUACGCCGAAAUACAGUUGAAGAAGGACGAUGUAGCAAGCAAACUCACAUUGGUACCAUAUGUUGAUUUUAUCAACCAUUCAACCGAAAUAGAUAGUUUCUGUUAUCCUAAAAUAGAGUAUACACAUGCAAACAUAACUGGUGCUGGACAGUUUGUUAUAAGAGGUGGACCAUACACUUAUGAAACGCCUAAUGAACAAAUACUUUUCAACUAUGGACCUCAUUCUAAUGAUUUUCUGUUGAAUGAAUAUGGGUUCACAUUACCAGAAAAUAAUUGGAAUUACCUUGAUGUAUCUUUUAUUCUUAAAGAUUUCAUUAGUACGGAUACCGAUGUGACAGAUUAUUUGAAAACUAAUGAUUACUGGGGUGAAUACACAAUUAAUCUUGAUGGGUUUAAUUAUAGGGCUAUUGUCGCAUUAAGUUUAUUUAUAACCAAAGAUUAUAAGAGAGUUGGUAAACUCAUCUUAGGUUAUAUAUCGGAAGAUUAUUUCUUAAAUAAAAUCAAGGAUAUUACAUUAGAUAUAUUGAAUAAUCUACUCAUGGAAUUUCAGCAAAAGAUGGAUUCUCUGAUUAUGCUGGACAUAUAUGUCGAGACUGAUCCUUGCUUCUAUAAUCUGUUAAAUAUAUAUAAGGGCUAUGUUGAUUUGUUGACUUGCAUAAAGAAUAAAUAA